GGAAAGUAUGUUAAAAUGGAAUGGACCCCCAUUGCAGCCUCAAUCUCGAUUCGAUUACAGGCAAACAACCACAACCACAUGCAGCACAGUCAAAUAGAAAUCAUGGGCUCCGUUGAAGUCAUCGUUGGAACAUACAACCACGUCCUUAUUGGUAUACGUAUUUCCAAUAAGGAAGAAAGUGAAAAGGAAUGGGAAUUUACUCCCUCAUUCACAGACCAAGGCCAUGAUGGCUGCAUCAAAACAGUUGCAUCAGGAGGCAAAUACUUAGCUAGUGGCAGUACUGAUGAGACCAUAAGACUGUACAAUUUGAAGAAGCAUGUAGAGUUGGGCUCUUUAGUACAACAAAGUGGAAGUAUAACGAGCCUUGCAUUCAGUGGAAAUACCCAUAUGCUGAGUGCCAGUGAAGAUGGAACAAUCUCAAUAUGGAAAUGUAAAUCAUGGGAUUGUGUAAAGACACUUAAAGGACACAGGGAUGCUGUCACAUCGAUAUCCAUCCACCCAUCUGGGAGAUUAGCUUUGUCAGUGUCAAAGGAUAAAACAAUAAGAACGUGGAAUCUGCUUACCGGUCGAAGCGCUUAUACAACAAAUAUCAAACAAGUUGGAGAACUUGUUAAUUGGUCGCCAGGAGGUGAAUGUUAUGUGGUAGCAUCUGGCUCCAAGGCCACUGUUUAUAAAAUUUCGGAACCAGGUGAAACAUGCGUUAUAAGCUGUGACAAGUCAAUUCUUUGUAUGGAGUUCAUCUCUGAAAAUGUGUUGCUUCUUGCGGGGGAACUAGACGAGAUCAUAGUUUAUGAUAUUAAGGACAAAAAGCAAUUACAGACAUUCAAGGCCCAUGAAAUCAGGGUGAAAUCUGUAAAGUCCGUGAAAAACCCUCUAGAUGAAAAGCGUAUGCUUGUAUUUACUGUGGCAUCAGAUGGCUCGCUGAGGGCAUGGAAUUUCAACAUUGAGGAUUGGACUGAAAAGCCAGAGAUGCUGACAGAAAUUCAUCUACCCGGAAGGCCAGUUUGCAUGACUGUCUCUACAGAAUGAAAUUGCACUUGAGUAGACAUUACACUUCCAAAUGACGAAUGCGAGAGCUCGUUGGGGCUGCAAAUGGCUAUAAAAGGCCCCCUGGUCCAAGGUGAUGGAGAAAUUGGCACUGCUUUCUGUGUGGAUAUUCCUAUCAAAUAUUUAUCGCUAUCUAAGACAAUUGAAGUUGUGAUUUCGAGCUGGCGAUAAGUUUAGAGGAGUAAAGCGUAUCCUAUUUCAAGAUUUGUUUAUUUUUAUCCAAGAAAUUUUUGAAAUUGCAAAGUAGUUUUUACCCAAAAGUUUGCGGGUAACGCAGCAGCCAAUGAUGGUAUGGUAGUGUCAAAAGUCCUAAUGCUAGAGUCAAAAGUUUCUUUCAAAAAUUUACUAGUGUCAUUAUGUUUUAAGAAAAAAAAUAAUUGUCGAGAUAAGAUAAGAGAGAUUAACAUUUAGGCCAAAGAUGAGCACUAAGAUAAGUGGCUGGUGAAUGUAAAAUUCCAGUUAAGUUUGUAUUAGAUUUCUGAAACAUUGAAGUAAUAAAAUAUGACUUACUGCUGAUUUUCUCCAUCCUAUAGCUAUAUGUUUUGUACUGAAGACAAGUAGUUAAAUUUUUCAUCUUUGAAUCCCCGAUCUAUCUUUUCAUCUUAUUUUUUAUUUGCAUCCUUUUUUUGUUUUUUUACUAGUUUAAUAACAUCAGUUAGGAGUUCUAUGGCAAACUCGCAAUUUGACAAACUAAAAUUAUGUUAAGCUCGCAUUACGGUAAACUUGUCGCACUAUGACAAACUCACCUCUGAUCAUCUACUAGCUACAGUCUUAUCAAUCAAAUAGCAUCAAGUAGGGGUCUUAGAACACAGUAUUAAGGUUAAAGUAUUGAGAAACUGCAUAGUGCUAGCAUUCGCCCUUAAUGGAAUCAAAAGUUCGUGUUGUAGUCCAGUUUUACAUUUUUUGGUUUGCAAGUUAAAUUGGUGGGUAUUUCAAAGCUGUUCGUUUUAUUUACUGGCUAAUAGUUAUAUUCGUAUCAUGUGACUUAAUGCUAGAAUUCGUAAUGUAUUUUUGUUUAAAAUGAACGCUUACUUUAUUCUUAUUUCGAUCAUAUGCUGCGUGGGAAA
Messenger RNA from Rhopilema esculentum, 2114 nucleotides. Its product is annotated as p21-activated protein kinase-interacting protein 1-like. Gene Ontology annotation, molecular function: protein binding. Lineage: Eukaryota; Metazoa; Cnidaria; Scyphozoa; Rhizostomeae; Rhizostomatidae. The record is from RefSeq and is a predicted model, not a curated record.